Molecule: messenger RNA, 2213 nt
Organism: Equus quagga
Lineage: Eukaryota; Metazoa; Chordata; Mammalia; Perissodactyla; Equidae
Gene: TAF9
Product: TATA-box binding protein associated factor 9
Exons: 5
Coding region: 1293-1904 (203 amino acids)
Biological process (GO): RNA polymerase II preinitiation complex assembly; DNA-templated transcription initiation
Cellular component (GO): nucleus; transcription factor TFIID complex; SAGA complex
Molecular function (GO): AMP kinase activity; protein heterodimerization activity; ATP hydrolysis activity
Source: RefSeq, a predicted model, not a curated record
UGUUCGUGGCGCGGGCCCUCGGCCUUCCCGGCCGUCCGUCUGCUCUCCGUGCUGAGAAUCAGGCGUCGGUGAAAGGGUUCGCGUGUUUGUGGCGGAGGGUGGUUAAUUUACUGUGUACGUGUGUUGAGUCAGCGUCCGAAGCUUUUUUUCUCGAGAAGAAAAGGCAUCUAUUGAGCGCCUCUGGUCGUUUGUCGUGUAGAGAUGCUGUGAAGCUCCCGGGCUGACCGUGGGGGCCCGUCUGGGUCUUUGGAUCCAUCCUCAGGGCGCUUGGUGUAUGUGAGGGGCACUAAAAUACCGCCUAACGGCUUUAAAGAAUCUUAUUGCUGGUCGUGUGACUCUGGAAAUGUUUAUUGAGUUGUAGCAGGUCAUAGCAUCAUAGGAAAAUCUGAUGGGUUUUUCUAAUUUAUCCGGUUAGAAAUCUAAUCAGAUCUAAUAGGUGUAGAUGUUAUUGCAACACAGAAAAAAUGAGACAUUCUUUGUGGAAACGAAGCAAUAAAGUUUUAUCAUUUAGCAAAACGUAAGCUCGUUGACAGCGCACAAGUCACGUCUGUUUCUGAGAGCUGCAGAUCAGCCUCUCAACAAAUUAAUGUUUAGCCUUUAAAAUUCCUUUAGGGGAAGAUUUUACAACAUCCGACUUGUUUGGGUCUGGUUAUUUAAUAUUAGGCCAUAUUGUAAAAAAUCUAAAUAUGAGCAUUUUAUUGAAAACUUGGUGAGUCCAAGGUUCAAACUUAGCGCAUUAUAGUGGAUUUGAGGUAAAUGUUGUUGUCUUUUAUAUGGAGACUUGAUUUAUCCCUCUUGUCUUUAAUUUUAAUGGUUAAGUUUUAUAAUAUCAGUGGUAUUAAACCUGAAUGGCUGAAAGUUAUGCGUUUGAUUAUUUUGAAAUAUAAUAGAUGUAAAAAAGGGAAAGUGAAGAACAGUGUAUUGUAUUGCUGUUUGUGUAAAAGGAUAUACAGUGUGUUUAUGUAUAUAUGCUCCUAUAUGUGUGUGUGUAUAUAUAUACGUAAAUUGUAUGCUAUUAUACAUGUGCAGUUACGUGUGUGUACACAAACACAUAGGCUCCUAUAUGUGUGUGUAUAUAUACAUAAAUUGUAUGCUAUUAUACAUGUGCAUAUACGUGUGUGUACACAAACACAUGCUUAGGAGUUCUUUGGAAAUAUAUAUAAGAAGUUGGUUUACAUUGGUUGCCUCUAAGGAAGAGCAUGGGGGUCUGUAGUGGAAAUGAUAUUUAUCUUUCAUGCUGCUUAAAUUUUUCUAUGAACGAUUUCGUAAUUUUUUUUUAGAAAUUGACAUAAAUGACGGUAAUUUAUUUGAGAUGGCUGUUUUAUUCUGGGAAUUUCCAUGGUGGUGGCAGGCAGUCUGACGUAGCAUCAGAAUCACCCGCAGCCCCACUCCUGGUGGAGUCAGAUACACUGGGUACGCCAGGGGUUGGAAAAACCACGCUAGGCAAAGAACUUGCAUCAAGAUCAGGACUGAAAUACAUUAAUGUGGGUGAUUUAGCUCGAGAAGGACAGCUGUAUGAUGGCUAUGAUGAGGAGUAUGAUUGUCCCAUUUUAGAUGAAGAUAGAGUGGUUGAUGAGUUAGAAAACCAAAUGAGUGAAGGUGGAGUUAUUGUUGACUACCAUGGUUGUGAUUUCUUCCCUGAACGCUGGUUUCAUAUAGUUUUUGUGCUGAAAACAGAUAACAGUGUAUUGUACAAAAGACUUGAAACAAGGGGUUAUAAUGAGAAGAAGCUGAAAGACAAUAUUCAGUGUGAAAUUUUUCAAGUUCUUCAUGAAGAAGCAUUAGCAUCUUACAAGGAAGAAAUAGUGCAUCAGCUGCCCAGCAAUACCCCAGAAGAUCUGGAAGAUAAUAUCAAUCAGAUAUUGAAAUGGAUCGAGCAGUGGGUCAAAGAUCAUAGCUCUUGACUUCCAGGACUGGCCACUUUGCAGUUGCUCUUGAUGUCUCUGCCCACGUCGUAUGCAUUGUCCGAUUAUCAGUUAAGCUUUCCUAUUAAGCAGCACUGCAGGUCUGUUAGGUGGACGGUAUAAAGGUUUCUAACAAUCUCAAGUAUAAUGAAUAUAAUGUUGCUAAGGAUUGAGAGUAAAAGCUCAUUGUUUAAUGCUUCAAUUGCUAAAAAAUAAGUAAAUCUGACCAAAUGGGUGGAUAUCUUUAAGUUUAUUACAGAAGAAUAUGAAGAUGAUCUCUUAAAAUAAAGCUUGACUAAAGAUAAAGCA